Prorocentrum cordatum is the source of this 489-nucleotide messenger RNA. NCBI's taxonomy places the organism in Eukaryota, Dinophyceae, Prorocentrales, Prorocentraceae. The record is from the annotation of a GenBank genome assembly.
AUGCGGUUCGACACCCUGUGCGCGCGGUUUGCUUGCAGCAUCUCCAUGAGAAGCAACGCGACUGCGCGGGCCAACCCAAUCGGCAGAGCUUUACCUGGAAAAAAAAACUCCUGCCUGCACCUCUGCUGCAUCCCCUCAUCUCGUGUACCUCCACUAGACAAUGGACGAACCCGAAAUGGGGAGAUCGGGGCGCCCGCGCCGCGAGAGGCUGCUGCGGAUCCCUCAGGGUCCCAAGCGACUCCCGAAAGUAUCCGAGAGCAAGACGAACAUGGCACUGCGAGCGAAAAACUGCCUGCGCGAGGAGCUCCCCGAGAAUGUCUGAUUUGUUUGGCCCGGAGCCACCCAGAGUCAGUAGGUGAGGAGGAGGAGCAGGAGGAGGAGGAGGAGGACAAGAGGAGGAAGAGGAGGAGGAGGAGGAAAACGAGGAGGGUUAAGCGCCUCCUCCAACGCUUCGCCAACGUGCAGCGCGGGCGGGCAAGGCCCCACUGA